CCGUUUUGUGGCCGUGACCCCUAAAUAUGUUUUUAAGUUUUUUUAACUGCGUUUAUUUACUUUUUUAGGUAUUUUAUUUAAGUUUUUUUUGUUUUUUUAAUCACGUCCAUCCCAGACAUGAUUUGGGGUGCGACCGCGCGUUGGGCUCACCCAUGACCCAACGGACAAACGCGGACAUGGGCGAACCCAUUGCCGCCCCAAAAGGACAAAAUCCGGCCAAACCGGAUGUCCAUUUGAGGUCGUGCGGUGGAGUUGGCCUUAGGUUUGGCUGCGAGGUCUGUGUAUUAUCCCUUCAUCUAUUGGAUAGGAGUAGUGACAGAUGUUGCCUAGAUGGUGACUUUAGUUUUACUGUUGUAUGACUUUAUAAUGUCUUGCGGGGCUACGGCCUCCCACGCCAGGAAUCCUCGCAAAGCAUGACCAAAAAGUUCGCAUUUAUUCCGCGUCCUCCCCAUCACCUUCUCUUCACUCCCAGGACACUGGCCACUCCCCCGGUCACCACAGCCAUCGAACCCACCACAAACACGCGCGCGCGCAUCAUGUGCACGUUCGUCUCGCCAUCGUCGGCCAUGCACCUUCGCAGCCAACUCCGCCGUGGGCGCGUCGCCGCCGCCGCCGCCGCCGCCAUCCUGCUCGUGAUCGGCCUCGGCGCCGGGUUCACGGGGGCGGACACCGACACGUUCAUCUACGCGGGGUGCUCGCCGUCCAAGUACCAGCCGGGGACCCCCUACGAGGGCAACCUCAAGUCGCUCCUCGCCUCCAUCACCGACGCGGCGCCCAACGCCGCGUACAGCAGCUUCGCCAACGGCACGGGCGACGGCGCCGCCGCGUACGGGCUCUACCAGUGCCGCGGCGACCUGGGCAACGCCGAGUGCGCGGCGUGCGUGCGGGACGCGCUGGCGCAGCUCGGCCAGGUGUGCCCGGGCGCCUACGCGGCGUCGCUGCAGCUGGAGGGGUGCUACGUGCGCUACGACGGCACCAACUUCGUGGGCCGGCCGGACACGGCCAUGGUGUACCGCAAGUGCAGCGCCAGCACCAGCGCCGACGCCGGCUUCCUCCGGGACCGGGACGCCGUGCUGGGCGCGCUCCAGGCCGCGGCGGCCGACGGGUACAGGGUGGGCAGCUCCGGUAGCGUGCAGGGGGUCUCGCAGUGCCUGGGCGACCUGGCCGCCGCCGACUGCACGGGGUGCCUCGCGCAGGCGGUCGGGCAGCUCAAGGGCGCCUGCGGCACGGCGCUCGCCGCCGACGUGCACCUGGCGCAGUGCUACGUCCGGUACUGGGCCAGCGGCUACUACUUCCGGCCGUCACAAGAUUAUUCGCAAGAUGACGUGGGGCGGACUCUGGCCAUAAUCAUAGGCAUCUUGGCAGGGCUGGCCCUCAUCGUGGUCUUCAUCUCCUUCCUCAAGAAAUCAUGUUAAUUAAUCUAACUAGGUCGCCUCCUGGAAGAACCGUCAGUUCUCGCAUACUGGCAUACGGGCCCGAGACCGAACGACUUGCGAAAGACAGAUCCACGCUAGCAUCAAGGGAGCUUCACAAAGAUCUUGAUCUCAUCUUGUCAGCAUUAGCUUAUGUAAGUGAUCUUGGUAGGGCUGCCUGUAGGAGGAGCACUACCUUACUGCAAUGGGUCAUCAGUUUUGGUCCACUAAUCAUGGCUCACCUGUUUAUUAUUACCAAAUCAGAUGGCACUGCCAACCAUUGUCACGAAAAAAAAAAGAUGGCACUGUCAUGCAAAGACAUUGACACACUUUUGCUACAUAG
Aegilops tauschii subsp. strangulata is the source of this 1755-nucleotide messenger RNA. Its product is annotated as plasmodesmata-located protein 8. NCBI's taxonomy places the organism in Eukaryota, Viridiplantae, Streptophyta, Magnoliopsida, Poales, Poaceae. Gene Ontology annotation, cellular component: plasmodesma. The record is from RefSeq and is a predicted model, not a curated record.